This is a messenger RNA of Hordeum vulgare subsp. vulgare (domesticated barley), 1101 nucleotides long. Its product is annotated as O-methyltransferase ZRP4-like. The record is from RefSeq and is a predicted model, not a curated record. NCBI's taxonomy places the organism in Eukaryota, Viridiplantae, Streptophyta, Magnoliopsida, Poales, Poaceae. Gene Ontology annotation, molecular function: O-methyltransferase activity; protein dimerization activity; S-adenosylmethionine-dependent methyltransferase activity. Gene Ontology annotation, biological process: methylation. The coding region runs from base 1 to 1101 and encodes 366 amino acids. The transcript is spliced from 3 exons.
AUGAGCCAACAACCGCAGGGAGGGAGCUCCCGUGUACCCUCCAGCCAUGAGCUCCGGUUGCUUCUGCAAGCCACGAAUGAGCUUAUGGACCACACGUUAAGCUUCGUCAGGUCGAUGGCGCUCGGAUGCGCCGUCAAGCUAGGCGUCGCGGACGCUAUCCACCGCGGGGGCGGGCACGUCUUCCUCCACGACCUGAUCGCUGCUCUUCCUAAUCCUGUGACGGCAAGCAAGCUCCCACACCUAGGCCGAUUGAUGCGCGUGCUCACCACGUCCGGCGUCUUCGCCCAAGCGGACGACGGCGCCUACUGUCUCACUCCCGUCUCCUCCCUGCUCGUGAGCGACGGUGGAAAACGCAAGAACCAGACGCAGCUGGUGCGGCUUCACCUAUCGCCGUUGGUCGUGUCGCCCUUCACCAACAUGGCCGAAUGGUUCACGAGCGACGACGGCGAGGACACGGCCUUCAAGAUGACGCACGGCGCCGAUUUCUGGGGAGUCUGCGAACGCCACGCAGAGUUCAGCAAGCUGUUCAACGAAGCGCUGGCCUCGGACUCACAGUUCAUCAUGGACGCGGCCAUCCACGGAGCGGGUCGUCAGGUGUUCGAGGGAAUCAAGUCCUUGGUGGACGUUGGUGGCGGCACCGGCGAGGCGGCUAAGGCGGUAGCGAGAGCCUUCCCGCAUAUCAAGUGCAUAGUGCUGGACCGUCCUCAAGUGAUCGAUGGGAUUCCUGCUGGCGGCCCGGUUGAGUUUGUCGGGGGCGAUUUCAUGGAUUUCAUCCCGCAAGCAAAUGCUCUCCUGCUUAAGUUUGUGCUGCACGAUUGGAAUGACAAGGACUGCGUAAGGAUCCUAAGACGAUGCAGAGAGGCAAUCCCUCCUAGACAAGCAGGAGGGAAGGUGAUCAUCAUAGAGAUUGUGGUUGGAUCUUCUUCCGAAGCAAUAUACCAUGCAACCCAACAAUUAUAUGAUUUGCACAUGUCAAUGGUGACACCAGGCAUGGAAAGGGAUGAAAAGGAGUGGUGCAAGUUAUUUAUGGAAUCUGGAUUCACCAAGUAUAAGAUCAAUCCUUUAUUAGGUUUGCGAUCUAUCAUCGAAGUGUUUCCGUAG